This is a messenger RNA of Carcharodon carcharias (great white shark), 4793 nucleotides long. Its product is annotated as band 4.1-like protein 4B. The transcript has 16 exons. Lineage: Eukaryota; Metazoa; Chordata; Chondrichthyes; Lamniformes; Lamnidae. Gene Ontology annotation, cellular component: cytoskeleton. The record is from RefSeq and is a predicted model, not a curated record. Gene Ontology annotation, molecular function: cytoskeletal protein binding. The coding region runs from base 190 to 1695 and encodes 501 amino acids.
CUGGUCUUGACUCUCACCUGGCUGCUCACUGCUCGGGCUUUCGGUCAAUGUUCGGUCCACCACCGCUGGUCAAGUCUCCGGGGUUGCGGUGCGAUCAGCCACCUCAGUAAACAACAUCCCGUGGCAAAGCAGCCACAAGUGUCGGCCGAUCAGCCCGGGAACAGACUGAGGAAUCCCAGCCCGGCGAAGAUGAUGAGGUUUUUGCGGAGGACGUUCGGGCGCCGCUCGGUUCGCCGCUACAUGGAUGAGCGAGAUGGCGGAAGAGGAGGCGGGAAUAGCGGAGCUCGGGAUCUAGCAACAGUUGCCGGCGCUGGAGUUCGAUCCGCCACACCUGUGCCGACUGGCACCAUGGUGCACAUCCCCGCGGCAGGCAACAGUAAGUCGGUUCUGACCUGCAGAGUGCAGCUUUUGGAUGGGACGGACGUCAGUGUGGAACUGCCGAAAAAUGCUAAAGGUCAAGAUCUAUUCGACCAGAUUGCUUACCAUUUGGACCUUGUAGAGGUAGAAUACUUCAGCUUGCAAUUCAUGGAUGCCUUUCAAAUUUCACACUGGUUAGACUCUACAAAGCCCAUCAAGAAACAAGUAAAAAUUGGACCUCCUUAUUGUUUCCACUUCAGAAUAAAAUUCUAUUCCUCGGAACCAAACAAUCUUCGUGAAGAGUUUACAAGAUAUCUUUUUGUGUUGCAACUCAGAGAAGAUAUUCUUUGUGGCAAAUUGAAAAGUCCUUACGAUACUGGUGUAGAGCUAGCUGCUUAUUGCCUUCAAGCGGAGCUGGGAGACUGUGAACCUCUUGAACAUUCUCCAGAACUGGUGUCAGAAUUCCUAUUUAAUCCCAAUCAAACUGAGGAUAUGGAGAUAGAUAUUUUUGCACGGUGGAAGGAUUGCAGGGGGAAAAGCCCAGCACAGGCAGAAUUAUGUUAUUUAAACAAAGCUAAAUGGCUAGAAAUGUAUGGUGUGGACAUGCACACUGUCAAGGGAAGAGAUGGCUAUGAAUAUUCCCUUGGCUUGACACCAACUGGCAUAUUGAUCUUUGAAGGAUCAAACAAAAUAGGCCUGUUCUUUUGGCCCAAAAUUACCCAGUUGGACUUCAAAAAAAACAAACUAACACUUGUUGUUGUGGAGGAUGAUGAACAGGGUAGAGAACAGGAGCAUACAUUUGUUUUCCGGUUAGAUAAUUCCAAAGCAUGUAAACACUUGUGGAGAUGUGCUGUGGAGAAUCAUGCAUUUUUCAGACUACGAGCUCCUACCCAAAAUAAAGAGGGACGAUCAGAUUUCAUGCGUCUGGGAUCUCGAUUUAGAUUCAGUGGUCGAACUGAAUAUGAAGCAACACACAAAAGUAGACUGCGCCGGACAAGUACAUUUGAAAGGCGCCCAAGCAAACGCUAUCCCUCACGACGACAUUCCACAAUUAAAGGUUCAAACGUAGUGAAAUAUGGACAUGCCAGUUCACAGAACAAUGCAGGAAUUUGUGGAUACCAGACUCCAUAUAUGUGCAACAUUCCCCCUGUACAGCAACACUGGCAUUCCAGCAAUGUAAGGCCAUCGCCCCAUGAUGACAGGCACAAAUAUUACAACCGGACACCAUCGCAGGAAGGAAAUGGCAGAAACGCAAGAUAUGUUCGAGAGCAGAAUAUGAAGAACAUGGGAGGCAGGAAGCAUAGUGUUGACCAAGAUAAACUCAUGACUACACUUUGAAAAAAUGGCAAUAUGUUCAUCCCACCCUAUGAUUUUGAACCCCCUUCCAUUCAUGUUGCAACCAGAAUUGUCUUGUGAAGAAAAAAUACUAAAAGGGGAGAAAAACUGGGAAACUGCAUUUUUUAAGCUUUAUGUACAAUUUUCUCUAGCCAUCUCUGCAUGCUUUAAAGAUGCCAAUCACUUUGGUGUAUUACAUCGCAAUUUUUCAGUAUUUCUAUGAAACAUUUACAAGACAAAAUUAGGCAUCCUGGGUUUUGUUUGAUACACCAUACAAGACUAACAGAUUGUUUUUCACUAUGUAGUAAUGGCAGAUCUCCUGGAAAAGAAAUUUUUGACCAGGAAAAGUAAUUGCCAAAGUUGAGACAUUCUUGAAGUGAUGAGAGCUUACACUUAUUGUAAAAUCUGAUCAUGGUACAGGGGUUGUGUUAGUGGGUUCAAAUUGUUAUACAAAUAGUGAUUAGAGUAUCCAGAUGUACUUUUGUCAAGUUUUCUGCCUUGUUUCUGGAAGAUUUUAUCUGAAGGUGCACGUUGAGAGCUCAGUAUCUGUUGCUCUGUCACUGCUCUGUAAAUAGAUGGAUCAGAAAGCAUAUGUUGUGGCAAAAUGGUGUAAGCUGUGUCUUGCUGCAAACUUUUUGUUACUAGAAAUCAUUCAGUUUUUUCUGAUUAAUGCUGAAUUAAGGCUGUGUUACAUUAGUCAAAUUGUCUUUAGAAAGUUUCUUUUUAUACAUUUUAUAUAUCCUAUUUUCCACUCCAUUCUUCCAUUCUUCUGAGGCCUCGAUGUGUCAUGCACCACACUCCUAUCAGGAAGUCAGAUGGGUGGAACUUGCAGUUCAGCUCUCUACCAGUACCACUUUGCCACCAGCUGGCAGUAGAUGCACUAAAGAAGAUCCAGGAUGACUUAAAAUAUGUUAAAAAAAAAAAACAGGCUCCUCAAUGGUUCCAAGGACAAAUGUGUCUGAGUGGUAGUAAUAAGCCAUACAGACCAGGAAGUUUCCAAAUUCAAUCUGUGUUGAGUAAGCAGAUUUCAGCCUAAGGUAUUGAGGGAGCACUAUACUUAGCCCCAACACACCGCCCCCCCCCCCCUCCACCGCCUUAGCAAUUCCCAUUAAUGCUCAUUAUACAUUGACCUUUGCUAAAAGCAUGGGUGACAACAUAAUCAAGCUCAUCUGUGAUAACUCCUUCCAUUUCUUGUCGAUAUCUGCUGUAUUGACUGACAUGAAGGUUAGCCACUUGGGCAAUUGCUCAGGUGUUGGCUUAUGUGAAACUAUGCUGACGUCACUUUCAGGAAGAGAGAAUAGAAAAGGGAAGAAUAUUGGGAGAAGUGGGGAAAAAACAAUAUCUAUGCAAGAAAGCAAGCUAUUGUGUUUCUUAUUGAAACAGUGGGAUUGGAGGCUGACUAUAUGGAGAAUUGAUGUUGGGAACCUGUACGUUAGUACUCAAUCACACAGUGGUUUGGAAAUGCAGUGUGUUAUGCUGCUUUGAUUAAAACUUACUUUAACAAAUAACUUGAAAACUAAAAGUCAUGACAUCAGGCCAGCUGUUGUGAGUGUAAUCUAGUACUAAUCAUAUGCCUGAUACAAAUUACCUUUCAGUUCUUUCCUAGAAGAAACAAGCACUGAGUUAUAUUUUUAAUCUUUUAAAGCUCAUUAAUUUUGAUGUGAACCUGUUGCUGAAUGCACAUUUGAUGAAUAAGUUUUUAUUUUUUUCUGGUGGCUUAAGAUAUCUUGUUUAUUUUGUUGCAAUCAUCAAGUAGAAUAUUCAAGAGGAAUCAGUUGGCACUUGCAUCCCCUCUAGGACCUAGUUUAAUUAUGUUAUCAGCUGCCUUCAUACUUGCUGAAGCUUAUAGGAAUUGCUCAAAACAAAAAAAUUGGGUAAGCUGAUUUGCUAAGAGCAUGAUCUCUAUUAACAUCAAGUGAUUUUAGUGCAACAGGCAAAAUAAGUCCAUUUCUUUUUAAAAGGAAGCAUUUCGCAAGCCUUUUAAUUUGUCUUUGGGGGUGUUUAUACCACCUUAAAGGAAACCUUCAGACAAACUGCUAUGAAUGCUUGUUAUGGAAACUUCUCUGUAAUAUGUCAUCUUGAGUCAUUUCUCAAAACCUUUAAAUAAAAUUUUCUUCCCUUCCAUCCCUACAAGACAAGUCCUGUGCUACAUGAUGACUAUUUGGUGAACAAAUUAAAUGAACAUUAUUUCUUACCCAUCACUUAGUAACGGUCAAACCUUUAUAAUCUGUGAUGCUUUGAAUUGAGACAGUGUGGCAAAACAAUCUUGUGUUCUGUUAGUCAACCUGCAGUAUGUAAAAAGGUGUAAAAAAAUUAUGGUAAAAAGUAAACAACUUGUAAUUUUGCUGCAGGAAGUUAAUAUGUUUUAUCCUGACCAGCAUUCUCAAUUUGCUAUUGAAAGUGAAGUAAAUUUUUCACCCUCCCCCCCAGCACAGAAAGUUAAUUAAGCGAGAUCCAAUAGCAGUGCCUAUUGUGUGCAUGUGGCACAAGUUGUGGAUCAGCACCGUGAGUGUGGGGUUUUUUGUCCUCUCCCUUGCACUUUUUUGUAUUUAGAAUAAUAUUACAUAACCUAAUAUUCACCUAAGCUUAUGGCCAUUAAGCCAGCUGAGAUUACAUUGACUCUUAUGUAAUUGCCUUUUCCCUCCCCAAUAAAGCACCCUUUUUCUCUCCAAGACUUAAACAAACUGAAGAGGAAGUGAACCUAGCCAUUUGUAAAAUUGUUAAUUUUAACUCCUGUAUGGAACUUUUUAAAUAUCCAAAUCAUCAAUUUGUGGGCAAUUUUAUCAAAAUUGUACUAUAAUACUCAUAACUAUGACCUUAUUCUAUAUUUAACUAUAGUUUAUUGUAUGGGCUGGGCAGAAGCAUCUUAGGAAUUGCUCUGAACAUGUCUUCUGGGCUUUUAUGAUUUGUUUCUGCUGGGUAUUGAUGAUAGUGAGUCAUUGAUAAUUAUGUAACUGCUGCAUAGGUCCUUGAAUUGGUUGCUGUAUAAGAUUUUGGAAGAGUUUAUUUUUUUAAAUAGGUAUUUCAUAUAAAUGUGAACUUAGACAUAGAGAGCAAGAAAAUGUAUGUGUAUGCCUAGCAAUUAAAAUACAUGAAUUUUG